Messenger RNA from Mollisia scopiformis, 1701 nucleotides. RefSeq names its product glycoside hydrolase. Gene Ontology annotation, cellular component: beta-galactosidase complex. The record is from RefSeq and is a predicted model, not a curated record. Bases 1 to 1701 code for a protein of 566 amino acids. Gene Ontology annotation, molecular function: beta-galactosidase activity. The transcript has 2 exons. Gene Ontology annotation, biological process: carbohydrate metabolic process. NCBI's taxonomy places the organism in Eukaryota, Fungi, Ascomycota, Leotiomycetes, Helotiales, Mollisiaceae.
AUGGCGUCCACUUCUAAAACCAGUCCUCAUUUGCAGAGCAUUGAGAAGUCCCAGCAACUAAUGGUCAAUGGGAAACCCUUUCUCAUGCUGGGUGCUGAACUGCAAAACUCUUCCAUGACCUCGCCGGCGUACAUGGACACAGUGUGGCAAAAGCUCGUAGACACCCACAUCAAUACAGUCCUAGGAUGCGUGACGUGGGAGGAUAUCGAGCCGGUCGAGGGCAAGUUUGACUUCUCGGAACUAGACAAAGUCAUUGAAGGUGCGAGAGCACAUGGUCUUCAUCUUGUGCUGCUCUGGUUUGGAUCCUUCAAGAAUGGUCUUUCGUCAUAUACACCUUCAUGGGUGAAGAAAGAUGUAAAGCGGUUUCCAAGAGCACAUUUGAGAAAAUCUGGGGGCAUCCUUCAGACGGCUGACGUUGUCUCUAUUUUUCACACCGAAGCUCGCGAUGCGGAUACCCGAGCAUUUUCCACUCUUAUGCGCCAUGUGAAAGAGAUCGAUGCGGCUCACGGUACUGUCAUCAUGACUCAAGUCGAGAACGAGACUGGUUUACUGGGCGACUCUCGAGAUGGUAGUUCAGCAGCGAACAAGAAGUUCUCCGAGCCAGUACCCAAGGACCUCGUGGAACAUCUCUCCUCGAAAUGGGAUUCUUUAUCCCCAGACCUGAGAGCUAAUCUACAAGUCUUCAAAGGCCUUGGCCAGAAGUCAGGUUCUUGGGAAUCCGUCUUUGGUAAGAGCAAGCAAACAGAUGAGCUCUUCAUGGCUUACCAUUACGCUCUGUAUGUCAACCACGUGGCGGCCGCUGGAAAGAAAAAAUACAACAUUCCUUUGUACACCAAUGUGUGGCAAAACUACGUGGGAUCAGAUGAUGAUAAUGCAUUUCCAGUCAUCGCUGGUGGCGGCGGCGAACCUGGAGAUUAUCCUUCAGGAGGUGGAGUGAGCAAUGUGCUUGACAUCUGGAAAACUUUCGCGCCGUCUCUCGAUUUCAUCGCUCCAGAUAUCUACCUCAACGAUUACAGCGCAUCUUGCAAGAAAUAUCGUCAUCUUGAUCAACCAUUGUUCAUUCCAGAGCAACGACGAGAUGAGUAUGGCGCACGCCGAAUCUGGAAAGCAUUUGGCAGCUUCCAGGCGAUUGGUACUUCCCCGUUUGGUAUCGAUACAUUAGAGCCGGAGACAAAUCCAUUCACCAGACACUACAAAUUGCUGUCGCAGGUCAAGGACAUAGUUUUAGAAACACACAGAAAACCUGGUUCAUCAAUAGGAUUCUUCUUUGAUGAGCUUCUCGAGGAUGGCCGCGACCCCUCUCCACCCACCAUUGCACGAUUCGGCGACUUCGAAGUAACAAUCAAGCGCUGCUUCGUAUUCGGCAAACCGGGAUCUGGGGCAGGAAUGCUCAUCCAUCAAGGCGAUGGAAAAUUCCUCUUGAUCGGAUGGGGUUUCCAGGCCGAGUUUAAGAGCAAAUCUCCGAAAUCCACAUUCACAGGCAUAUUGAACUUCACUGAGAAGAUGAUGGACAAGGAAACUGGCAAAUUGAUCACCGGCAAGAAGCUCAAUGGCGAUGAGACUCGAAGUGGAAAGUACCUCAUGAUGCCAAAUGAGGAUCCUGACUAUGGUGGUUUUCCCAUCUGCGUCACUAUCCCGGCUCGUACCAUGAUCGCUGAGUGCGAAGUCUAUUCGCUGGAGGAGGGCAGUGGUGAUUUGUAG